AUGGGCAUCAAGACGGCGUUGCCUGCGGCAGAGCUGGGCCUGUACUCCUUGGUGCUGAGUGGGGCCCUGGCCUAUGCUGGCCGGGGCCUCCUCGAAGCUUCGCAAGAUGGGGCCCACAGGAAGGCCUUCCGGGAGUCCAUGAGACCCGGCUGGGAAUACAUUGGUCGGAAGAUGGACGUGGCCGACUUCGAGUGGGUGAUGUGGUUCACCUCCUUCCGCGAUGUCAUCAUCUUCGCCCUCUCCGGACAUGUGCUGUUUGCUAAACUCUGCACGAUGGUUGCCCCCCAGCUCCGCUCCUGGAUGUACGCCGCCUACGGGGCCUUGGCUGUGCUGGGCACGAUGGGCCCUCGGUACCUGCUGCUGCUACUCAGCCACUGUGUCGGCCUCUAUGUGGCUUCACUCUCGGGUCAGCCUUGGCUCUGUCUUGGCCUAGGCAUGGCCAGCCUCGCCUCCUUCAAGCUGGACCCCCUAAUCUCCUGGCAGAACGGGUUUGUAACAGGCACUUUUGAUCUUCAAGAGGUGCUGUUUCACGGGGGCAGCGGUUUCACGGUGCUGCGUUGCACCAGCUUUGCGCUGGAGAGCUGUGCCCACCCGGAUCGCCGCUACUCCCUAGCCGACCUGCUCAAGUACAACUUCUACCUGCCUUUCUUCUUCUUCGGGCCCAUCAUGACCUUUGAUCGCUUCCACAGCCAGGUGAGCCAGGUGGAGCCGGUGAGGCGUGAGGGUGAGCUGUGGCACAUUCGGGCCCAGGCGGGCCUCAGCGUGGUGGCCAUCAUGGCGGUGGACAUCUUCUUCCACUUCUUCUACAUCCUCACCAUCCCCAGUGACCUCAAGUUUGCCAGCCGCCUCCCAGACAGCGCCCUCGCGGGCCUGGCCUACUCAAACCUGGUGUACGACUGGGUGAAGGCAGCGGUCCUCUUCGGCGUCGUCAACACCGUGGCGCGCCUCGACCACCUGGACCCACCCCAGCCUCCCAAGUGCAUCACGGCUCUCUACGUGUUCGCAGACACGCACUUUGAUCGCGGCAUCAACGACUGGCUUUGCAAGUAUGUGUAUGACCAUAUCGGUGGGGAGCACUCUGCGGUGAUCCCAGAGCUGGUGGCCACAGUGGCCACGUUUGCCAUCACCACUCUGUGGCUCGGGCCUUGUGAUAUUGUCUACCUGUGGUCAAUCCUUAACUGCUUUGGCCUCAACUUUGAGCUCUGGGUACAGAAGCUGGCAGAGUGGGGGCCCCUGGCACGAAUUGAGGCCUCGCUGUCGGAGCAGAUGUCUCGCAGGGUCCGAGCCAUCUUUGGGGCCAUGAACUUCUGGGCUAUCAUCAUGUACAACCUUGUAAGCCUGAACAGCCUUGAGUUCACAGAGCUGGUUGCCCGGCGCCUGCUACUCACAGGGUUCCCCCAGACCACCCUGGCCAUCCUGUUUGUCACCUACUGUGGCGUCCAGCUGGUGAAGGAGCGAGAGCGAACCCUGGCGCUGGAGGAGGAACAGGAGCAGGACAAAGAAAAGCCGGAGUAGGUGGGAGGGGGAG
This is a messenger RNA of Pteropus alecto (black flying fox), 1528 nucleotides long. RefSeq names its product hedgehog acyltransferase like (gene HHATL). Lineage: Eukaryota; Metazoa; Chordata; Mammalia; Chiroptera; Pteropodidae. Bases 1 to 1515 code for a protein of 504 amino acids. The record is from RefSeq and is a predicted model, not a curated record. Gene Ontology annotation, biological process: negative regulation of N-terminal protein palmitoylation. Gene Ontology annotation, molecular function: acyltransferase activity. Gene Ontology annotation, cellular component: endoplasmic reticulum. The transcript has 11 exons.